Messenger RNA from Neltuma alba, 2311 nucleotides. Its product is annotated as cysteine-rich receptor-like protein kinase 2. The record is from RefSeq and is a predicted model, not a curated record. NCBI's taxonomy places the organism in Eukaryota, Viridiplantae, Streptophyta, Magnoliopsida, Fabales, Fabaceae. The transcript has 8 exons. Bases 140 to 2107 code for a protein of 655 amino acids. Gene Ontology annotation, molecular function: ATP binding; protein kinase activity. Gene Ontology annotation, biological process: protein phosphorylation.
ACGUGAGAUGUAUUCAAAACUAUAUGUAAAACAUCAAUUGCAGUGUUUUGCAAACACCAUGCUUCCCGAAGACAACUAGAUUCCUUCCGUCAUCUCUCUCUCUCUCUCUCUCUCUCUCUCUGAGACUAAGAAACACAUCAUGCUGCCUCACAUGCGACAAAAACCCUUCUUCUUCUUCUUCUUCUUGUUGAGCUUCACAAUCUGGUCAUGGUGGACUCUGGAUGGCGUCGUUUCAGACCCUCAGACGACUCUGGUGACGAUAGGGUGCAGCCAAAUCAACGUCAGCGACGUGUCCAUCUUCCAAGGCAACCUAAACGCAACGUUUCAAAGCAUGAGAACGCAGAUCAGCAACCAGAGCGAACACUUCGCCACGGAGCAAGUAGUGAAGGGUAACAACCCCGCUUAUGGCCUUUUUCAGUGCAGAAACUACCUCUCCAUCGCCGACUGUCUCUCUUGCUUUGACUUCGCCGCCGAUAAGAUCCGACGCAACUGCUCCGCCGCCUCCAACGGUGCCCACAUCACAUACGACGGCUGCUUCCUCAGGUACGAGAGCAGUAGCUUCUUUGACCAGUCAACAGACGCAGGCAACAACAUUAAUUGUGGGAAUGAAACAAGAAACUCAACUGAACUUGCUUCAACUGUGCAACAAGUUCUGAGGAAUCUGGAAAUAGCCACACCGAGAAUCAAUGGUUACUUUGCAGCCACCAAAACCACAGUACCUAACAGUAACGGCUCAAACAUUUAUGCCUUUGCUCAAUGUGUUGAGACACUCACACAAAGUGGCUGCGACAAUUGCUUGAACAUUGCCUUAAGAAAUUUUCAGAUUUGCCUCCCAAACUCAAAUGCUAAGACUUUCGAUUUCGGGUGCUUCAUGAGAUACUCCACCACUUCCUUCUUUGCUGAUAAUCAAACCACUAACAUCAAUCACUUCUUGAAACAAGGAGAUUCAAGCAAGAAGAAGGCCAUUAUUAUUGGUGGAGUCGCUGGAGGAACAUGUUUUAUUUUGAUUAUGAUAGCAUUAUUUGCUUUGUAUAUGCGAUCAAAGUCAUCGAAGAUGGUUCCUAAAGGUGAUAUUUUGGGAGCGACUGAGUUAAAAGGCCCUGUUAAUUAUAGGUAUAAAGAUCUAAAGUCAGCGACAAAAAAUUUCAGUGAAAAAAAUAAACUAGGAGAACAAGCCUUUGGCGGCUUAUACAAGGGUAUUUUGAAAAAUGGAAAGGUAGUUGCUAUCAAGAAAUUGCAUUUAAGCCAAUCCAAAGAGAUGGAGAAAGAUUUUGAGAGUGAAGUGAAGUUGAUAAGUAAUAUUCAUCAUCGAAAUAUCGUUCGACUCCUGGGAUGUUGCAAUAAAGGCCAAGAGAGACUUCUUGUUUAUGAGUACAUGAAAAACAGCAAUGUUGGCCAAUUCUUAUUUGGUGAGACUAAAGGUUCUCUGAGUUGGAUGCAACGUUAUGCAAUAAUUUUUGGCACUGCAAGAGGUUUGGCAUAUUUACAUGAGGAAUUCCAUGUUUGUGUUAUACAUAGAGAUAUAAAAGCUAGCAACAUCCUCUUGGAUGAUGAUUUUCAACCUAAAAUUGCUGAUUUUGGACUAGCAAGGCUUCUUCCAAGAGACCAAUCUCAUCUUCACACAAAUUUUGUUGGAACAAUGGGAUAUGUGGCACCUGAAUAUGCAAUGCAUGGGCAAUUAUCAGAAAAGGUUGAUACUUAUAGCUAUGGUGUUGUAGUCUUAGAAAUCAUAAGUGGACAAAAAAGUAGUGCAUUGAAGGUUGAUGAUGAAAGUGAAUACCUCCUCCAAAGAGCUUGGAAACUAUAUGAGAGAGGAAUGCAUAUAUCGUUUGUGGAUAAAACCUUAGACCCAAAUGAGUAUGAUGCGGAAGAAGUAAAGAAAAUAAUAGAAAUUGGGCUGCUUUGCACACAAGCAUCUCCUGCAGCAAGGCCAAGAAUGUCUGAAAUUGUUAGAAUGCUCAAAAGAAAGAGCUUAAUGGAGCACAAAGAGCCAACUAUGCCUGUCUAUGUUGAUCCUACUUCUUGGCCCAAAAGAGACGCUUCUAUGACUCACAGUUCAUCUUCAUCAAAUGCUGUUAUCUCUACUUCCAUUUUAUCAGGAAGGUGAUUUACUUCACACGCAUGAUCGCACAAUUGGCAAUGCAAAAGUAAAUAAAGUGUUGUUCUUCUUCUUCAUUCCAUUACGCAAGAUUUGAUUACAAUGAAACGUCAACUUUACAGUUAGCAAUGUUUGUAUGCAAUGAUGGCCACUUGGCCUAUGGUGCAAGAUAAAUAAGUGACUGUGGAAGCCUUUGAAUUAUGUGUACUCAAA